This is a messenger RNA of Hippoglossus stenolepis (Pacific halibut), 2443 nucleotides long. RefSeq lists its product as uncharacterized. Lineage: Eukaryota; Metazoa; Chordata; Actinopteri; Pleuronectiformes; Pleuronectidae. The transcript has 17 exons. Bases 1 to 2289 code for a protein of 762 amino acids. The record is from RefSeq and is a predicted model, not a curated record.
AUGCCAUUAAUAAUAUUUCCAGGAGCUUUUCAGACCAAAUGCCUGGAGCGUCACUUCUGGUUGUCUGUCAGGUCCAGCUUCCUCGGCUCAACGACCCGUUUAGACUUCGAGGACGGGUCUGGUUACCACAUCCUGUCUGACCGGGAGGCCGCUCUCUGUGGCUACACCAUCCUGAUCAAUGAUGUCGGAGACCUGGUGUUCCGAGCCUCCUUCCGGGCCUGUCACGUCCACACCCAGACGGGCACCGACUAUCACCUGCGUGUCUGGUUUGUGAACCUCCAGGUGGAUGGGAAGGUGCUCGGGCUGCUCCCCCUCCAGCUCACCUGCUCCCUCCAGGAGCAAUGGAGCUCCAGAGAGAUCGUGUGUGAGGAAAACUACAUGGAGGUGUCCCUCUAUCUACCUGCCCUGGCUGUGAAAUCUGAAAAUGACGAGAAGGCAGAGAUGGCUGUGAUGUUCCACAGAUCGGACCGGCCGUCAGAAAGAGCGACGGUGUUCUCCCUGACUGAAGCUGCUGCUCUGAGCUACCACGUCUCGAUGAGUGGCUCACGUCUCACCCUCCGCUGCCCCUACUCCUCCCCUCUCUCCUACAUCACAAAGGUGAACGGAGUAGAUUUGGAGAUUGUCAGUGCAACCACGCUUUACCGACUCCAGAGCAACUUCCUCGCUGUUGACACCACUGUCGCCUGUGUCCAGAAUGAGGCGACAGCAGAUGGGUCGGACCUGUUGUGGACUCUCCCUUUCAUUCUUUCUCCUCUAGUUCACGGGCAGUUCAGGGACAGAGGCGUGAGGGUGGGGGUCAACGGCCGAGCUCUGAGUGAAUCUGACGCCAAAGAGAGACGAUACAACAUCGGCCUGAAGGAGGGGCGAGUGGAGGUCAGGAUUCCUACAGGAGCCUCUGGUGGACACAUCAAGAGCGGUGUUGUCAGGGGACAGUAUGGACAGCACAUGUCCGUCGAUCUGUUCUUUAUGAGGCAGUGGGCGGAUGAGCAUUGGCCUCUCACACAGCUCCGCUCCCUCAGGCUCCUGAAGACUCCACUCAUCCCUCAAACCCUUUUCUUAACCAGGAGUAACGCUUUUUUAGAUCUCAAUCAUAUUAAAGAAUUAAAAAUACAUCAAAUUACACACAGAAAACUCAUGAAUAGUUUCCAUUAUGUUGAAGGUAUCACUAUUACACAUCUGUCUCUCUUCACAGAAACAUCCGAGGGAUUAUUUUCUGUUACCUUAGGCAUGUUUGCUCCUGACGUCUCCAUCCAGAAGGUGACUGUAGAUGGUGGCGGUGACGUUUUAACCUGGACCCAAAGCCGCCAAACGCAGGGUGGCGCCGACAUUGUGGUUUCCAGACUCUCCCACGACAACGGGAGCAUCUCCUUCCAGCUCAGUUUCCUGGUGUCACACCCAAAAAUAAUCCCAGAGUUUAUAGGUGCUGGUUAUAAGACGUACAGCUUCACUUUCAUCUUUACUCUGAACAUCUCACCCAAUAAAGAAGUGUUUUACCAUCAAGUCGCCAUAGAGCAUAGUGUCGAGUACACAGCCCCAGAUUCACCCAGACUGGAGGGGAAGUGCACAGCGAGCAGCCUGCUGGUGCUGCUGCAUCACAGGGCCCAGGACGAGCUGCAGUGGGAGCUCUACCUCGGCCCCUGGAAGCUCGACUGGGAGCUGGUGGAGAUGGGCGGGUUCUUGGUGGAGGCUCAGGACGACUACUUAACUGUGGAGAUCCCUCUGAACAGCCCUGGGAUGAACUACGAGGAGUUGACCUUGUGGAGUCUCGUUGCCGGAGUGAACGUGUUCAUUGUGGAUGCAGAGUCUCUGAAAGUACAGGACAGCCUUCUCCACAAAUGCACGUUUCCUGUGACAGAACUUUUAGUGUGUUUGCCAGAAGGGAGAAUGAUGGCCGUGGUCGACACCACCCACACCAUCCCGCCUACUCACCCCAACCGGACCACUCUGCUGGACCCCAGCUGUGCUCCAAUGGAGACAGACAGUGCCAGAGCUCUGUUCAACUUCAGCCUGGACUCCUGCGGGACGACUGUCACUACUGAGGGGAAUUUCCUGCUUUACGAAAACCAGAUCAGCUACAACCAAGAUUUUCUGCCUCCGGAUGAUCCUAUCAUACACAGAGAUUCUCCGUACAGACUGACGAUCCAGUGUCGCUACCCUGCAAACGACAGCAGUACUCUGUCUAUCGAGCAUCCUGUGUACUCACCUCUGGACCUUUUACCCACAAUGCCGGUCAAUCGUACACGCAGGGAAGCCAACACAGGUCAAAGAAAAUGGAGGGUGAAUUUGUAGGAACAACAUCAAGUGAGGAUCCCAUGUCUCCAUCCUGCUGCUGCUCGUGCUCCACACAUUUGUUUCUACAUACUGGAACUGAAGCAAAUAAAUAACAGACUAGCAUUUUCUUUUAGUUUUAUAUCUGUCUUCUCUCUCUAUAUAUAUAUUUUUU